Radiomyces spectabilis is the source of this 351-nucleotide messenger RNA. RefSeq names its product mitochondrial pyruvate carrier. The transcript has 4 exons. Gene Ontology annotation, molecular function: pyruvate transmembrane transporter activity. Gene Ontology annotation, biological process: pyruvate import into mitochondria. Gene Ontology annotation, cellular component: mitochondrial inner membrane. NCBI's taxonomy places the organism in Eukaryota, Fungi, Mucoromycota, Mucoromycetes, Mucorales, Radiomycetaceae. The record is from RefSeq and is a predicted model, not a curated record. Bases 1 to 351 code for a protein of 116 amino acids.
AUGGCAUCCUCAGCGGCAUCACAGACGUUAUUGCAACGUUUUAUUAAUUCUCCCACCGGUCCCAAGACCAUUCAUUUUUGGGCACCCGCUAUGAAAUGGGGAUUGGUGUUUGCAGGAAUAGGUGACUUUACUCGUCCGGCUGAUAAAUUGAGCUUACCACAGAAUGUCUCACUCAUGAUGACAGGCGCGAUAUGGAGUCGUUGGUCGAUGGUCAUCAUUCCCAAGAAUUGGUCGCUACUUGCUGUUAAUGCGUUUUUGGCCGCCACGGGUGCUACGCAAGUUGUACGAAUAUUAAAGUACCAGCAAACUGAAGAGUAUCGGCAAAAACAAGCUUCUGACCAGGCCGUAUAA